Molecule: messenger RNA, 2112 nt
Organism: Recurvomyces mirabilis
Lineage: Eukaryota; Fungi; Ascomycota; Dothideomycetes; Mycosphaerellales; Teratosphaeriaceae
Exons: 1
Coding region: 1-2112 (703 amino acids)
Biological process (GO): regulation of DNA-templated transcription; DNA-templated transcription
Molecular function (GO): DNA-binding transcription factor activity, RNA polymerase II-specific; zinc ion binding; DNA binding
Source: RefSeq, a predicted model, not a curated record
AUGCCGCCUGCGCGCACUGCACGGCGACAGGAGCCAGCAAGCUGUGAGAGUUGCAGGAAAAAGAAGCUACGCUGCGAUCGCAACUUUCCCUGCAGUAACUGCUCCGGCCGGUCGAUAGUAUGCAGCUUCGAGGGUCGCAGAGCGCUUACACCUGGCGAUGAUCUUCAGGGCGAUGAGUUGACCGAGCUUCGAACAGAGAAUGCUCGGAUGCAGGAGAGGUUGCGGAGACUGGAGGCCGUAGUCUUUGCUAAAGAUGAGCCUCCCACGACUGCAACUGGAUCCUCCUCGGUCGUGGACUUUCCCGUGCGACAUGUAACGACCACAUCGAGUCCCGAUACUGAAUCAGCCAACGGAUAUGGAGAGAUAGUAAAGGAGUUGGAGAGCUUCGGUUACCAGGACUCAACCACACUUCUGCGUGUCGCCCAGAGUCUCACGCCACAGAUCGAUACACUAGCGAAUAUCGUGCUCCGCACAUCGUCCAACUCACUCGCGAUAAUCCUUCUGCCACGUUUUGAGGAAUCCCUCCUUCUAAUACAGCGGUGGCGUGAACAUUUGGACGCACUCGAGCACAUUCUUCAUGUUCCCACGGUCAAGAAGAAUACUGCUGUAUUAUUUGACGCCAUUGCUGCUGGUCUGCCACUCUCUGCGCCGAUGUAUAGCUCUUUGGCAGUAUUACUUGCAGUCAUAGCUAACAUCACCGAGUACUGGACACUCGGUGGGGAUGAUAAGGACUCAAUAUUUCCGUCUAGAGCGGCUGCUCUUACCGUCGCAAAGUACUGGCUACGAUCGGGUUUGGACGUCCUGGAGCAAGUGUGGCGGACCACUGGUCCGGAUGUUGGUACAAUCCAAGCCAAAAUUCUGUUCAUGUUCUUCAUCUUCCACAUGGAGGGGUUCUCAGUCAAGGGCCGUCACAUGAUGUCGAGUGCCGUGUCGGAUGCCCGGAAUAUUGGGCUUCACAUGACCGACGCACCGCGCAGUAAGGUGCGAGGGACAACUCAGGACGAGAUCAUAGAUGCUGAAAUACGUAGGAGAGUAUGGUGGCAUCUAGUCAGUACCGACUGGAGUGCGGCUCUGCUUGUUGGCCCAUAUGAUGGCGUUUACACGGUUCAUCCGCAUCACAUGCAAGUGAAGAGACCUAGAAACAUCACCGACGAAGAUCUUGCAACCAAGCCAGCAGACUUCGAGAGACCGGCCACUGAGCUUACAUCUACGACUUACUACCUGUCCCGCAUUGUACUUGGUAGUAUCUGCCGAGAAGUCGCAGACACACUCAUGCAGAUGCAAAGUGCCUCAGAUAUCUCUUCGAUACCAUACGGUCGUAUACUUGCCCUUGACCGGAAGUUUGUGGAGCUGAUCGAGGGACUUCCGGAGACACUGCGUCUCGAAGGCGAUAUUGUCUUGAAACCGAGCCAGGUAGACACCGGCUCCAGAAAUGGCCCAAAUAUCAAGCAGAGAUACUUCACUUAUCUCACGACCGAGGCUCGACGCUGCAAGCUCCAUCUACCCUACCUCUUCCGCGUGCAACAGAACCCUGAUUACACUUUCUCUCGCGAGACAUGUCUACAGUCUGCACGCAACAUUCUAAGGCUGCGACGAGUCUUGCCUUCCGAAAUAUCAAACCUGCCUUGCUCGGUCAAGAUGACUGGCCUCUUACACCACUUCUGCUGCGCCAUCAUAAUACUGGUCAUGGACUUGUGCGUGAACAAGUCUGCCAACGACGCCGAUGAUGCAAUGCGUAAGGAGGAGAUCGUCUCCGCCUGCAAGCUCGUCGAGGACGCUAAGGAGACCUCUCCUGUAGCUGCGUCCUUUUCCGGAUCCGUCGACCUCAUCCUCAGCAGACAUAACAUUCAGCUGCGCCCACGGAAUCAUGGUGGGAUGGGUUCGCCCAGGAUCUCUAAAUGUGCUCAAGGCAAGGUACCUGCAUUUGGUGCUGGUUUCUUUCCACCUAGUCUUGACAGGAGCGUACAGGUACAAGACGCGCCAGACUAUGAUAUAGAUAUGAAUAUCGACUUCGAUGCAUUGUGGCAGAGCUAUCUCGAUUUCGACUCUGGACUAGGCUGGGAUGGCUCACUGGACAUGGAUGGAUCUGCGUUCACAAUCUCCGGCGCCUGA